UGCCCUGGUGUUGUGUUUUGCAGCUGGACCAGAUCUGCAUUUCUUUUGACGAAGGGAAAACGACAAUGAACUUCAUUGAGGCAGCGCUGUUGAUCCAGGGGUCUGCCUGUGUCUACAGUAAGAAGGUGGAAUACCUCUACUCGCUGGUCUACCAGGCUCUUGAUUUCAUCUCUGGCAAGAAGCGGGCCAAGCAGCUCUCCUCAGUGCGGGAAAAUGGGGCCAAUGGGGACAGCAGCUCCACGGCUCCCCAGGAGGUGGAGGACCAGUUCCUGUCGCUGGAUGACCUCCCUGACUCCCGUGCUAAUGUGGAUCUGAGGAAUGACCUGCCCCCCCGGGAGGUCCUCAUCGUCCCUCUCCUGCCCAUGGCCCUUGUGGCUCCUGAUGAGAUGGAGAAGAAUGUCAACCCCCUGUACAGCUGUCAGGGGGAGGUCCUGGCCAGCCGGAAGGAUUUUAGGAUGAAUACGUGCACCCCCCACCCCCGAGGAGCCUUCAUGUUGGAGCCAGUGGGCAUCUCCCCCGUGGAGACACUGCUGCCGCGAAACCAGAACGAGGCUGAGAGGGCUGAGGAGCAGCCAAUGGAAGUCUCUGUGUGCGGUCCUGUCCCUGUGCUCAGCAUCUCCCAGGAGCCAGGUGCCUCUCCAGCAGGCCCGAUGCCUGGAGGUGGUGGUGAGGAUGAGGAUGCAGAGGGGGCAGCAGAGCUCCCUGAGGCCACAGCCCCCGAGGUCCCUCAGGAGCCCCAGGAACCCAGAAGCCCACAGCAGAGUGCUGCCCAGCCUAGAAGGUGUGUGCUGCGGGAGCGACGGGAGCCAGUGUCCCUGCUGAAGGAGACUCCAGACCCCUGGCAGAGCCUGGACCCCUUUGAUUCCCUGGACUCUAAGCCCUUCAAGAAAGGUAGGCCUUACUCCGUGCCCCCCUGUGUGGAGGAAGUUCCAGGACAGAAGCGCAAGAGGAAGGGUGCCAGCAAGCUGCAGGACUUCCACCAGUGGUACCUGGCUGCCUAUGCUGACCACGCCGACGGCAGGAGGCCCCGGCGAAAGGGCCCGUCCUUUGCAGACAUGGAGGUCCUGUACUGGAAGCACGUGAAGGAGCAACUGGAGACUCUCCGGAAGUUGCAGAGGAGGAAGAUGGCUGAGCGGUGGCUGCCGAGGCCUGAGGAGGGGCUGUGGCCUGUGGAGGACCAGCUGGAGGACUCCCUGGAGGAUCUGGAGACAGCAGCAGAUGACUUUCUGGAGCCUGAGGAGUAUGCAGAGCCUCAGGAGGCAAUGCCUGGGGAAGCUGCGGACCUGGAAGCAGAGGCCAUGCCAGCGUCCCUGAGCUAUGAAGAGCUGGUCCGAAGGAAUGUGGAGCUCUUCAUCGCCACCUCUCAGAAGUUCGUCCAGGAGACGGAGCUGAGCCAGCGCAUCAGGGACUGGGAGGACACUAUCCAGCCCCUGCUCCAAGAGCAGAUCUUGCCCCUCCUCCUUGCAGGAACAGCAUGUGCCCUUCGACAUCCAUACUUAUGGGGACCAGGUAGUCUCAAGGUUCAGCCAGCUCAACCAGUGGUGUCCCUUUGCGGAGCUGGUAGCUGGCCAACCUGCCUUCGAGGUGUGUCGUUCCAUGCUGGCGUCCCUGCAGCUGGGCCAGCGCUGUAGUACACGCGGUAGCUGCGGCUCACCUGGGCUACCUGCUCAGCAGAACCGGUCAGGCCCAGCAGCCGUGGGUGGAAGUCCUGUACGUAGCGGGCCAUGGCUGCAACGGUGUCCCGUUCGGGGUCCACAGUGAUGAAGACGGGCUGCACCGGGGGCAGGCCGGGCUCGGCCUCCAGCUCCUGUACCACCUGCACCAGCUUCUCCAGCUCGUCGGGGCAGAUGUCGGGGCAGUGAGUGAACCCAAAGUACAUCAGGACCCACUGACCCCGGAAGUCAGCUUUGCAGCGCGCUUGUCCCCGGUGGUCCAGCAGGCUGAAGUCACCCUGGCCCACAGCUGCCUGGCGCAGGGCCUCGGUCCGCUGUUGCUGUCGCCUCCGCUCCUUCUCAGCCCUUGCAGCCAGCCAGGCCCCGCCCAAUCCAGCCCCAAACAAACCAGUGAUCAACAGCCUGGUCCGAAACCCAGGGCCCUGGGGCUGGGUCUGCCUGCCCCUCUCUCCAGGGCCCUGCCUUGACAGGAGCCGGUACCUCACAUGUCGGGCCUCACCUCCCGGGGUCCAAAGGAGCGCUGGGGGCUUGAGAGGAGAGAGCCUGUGCCAAGCCUUGGGUGCCCAAAUCAGCAGCAGCAUGGGCCUGAUGCUCCUGGAAGAGAGCACAGCUGUCAGGAGACUGUAGUGGCCUCAGCCUCCUGGGCCAACGCCCAUGGUUCUGGGGAGACUUGCCACCAUGUGAAGGACCAAGCCCAUACUCCUGCUCACUGCAACUGCAACUGCUCCCUUAGUGCUCUGUCGGGCACACAAGUGCUUCCCCGAUGAGAAAAAGCUCCAGCUUAGGUGUCCCCCGGUGCCCAUGGCUGUUACGCCUGUCCUCCCACCCUGGCCCUGGGUCCUGUGCCGGCAGCACUGUGUGGCCUGGGGAAGCACUCCUGCACCUCACCAUCUCAGCGGACCAAGCAUCCCAAGUGCAUGCCUUGCCGAGUUCCUGAGCGUGUGUACCUGUGCAAUAAACCCCAUUUCUUGAAA
This is a messenger RNA of Ailuropoda melanoleuca (giant panda), 2647 nucleotides long. RefSeq names its product non-SMC condensin II complex subunit H2 (gene NCAPH2). NCBI's taxonomy places the organism in Eukaryota, Metazoa, Chordata, Mammalia, Carnivora, Ursidae. Bases 66 to 1631 code for a protein of 521 amino acids. The record is from RefSeq and is a predicted model, not a curated record. Gene Ontology annotation, molecular function: chromatin binding. Gene Ontology annotation, biological process: meiotic chromosome condensation; mitotic sister chromatid separation. Gene Ontology annotation, cellular component: condensin complex; nucleus. The transcript is spliced from 19 exons.